Molecule: messenger RNA, 1754 nt
Organism: Equus quagga
Lineage: Eukaryota; Metazoa; Chordata; Mammalia; Perissodactyla; Equidae
Gene: TEX19
Product: testis expressed 19
Exons: 1
Coding region: 1-1056 (351 amino acids)
Biological process (GO): spermatogenesis; placenta development; male gonad development
Cellular component (GO): cytoplasm; nucleus
Source: RefSeq, a predicted model, not a curated record
AUGUGUCCCCCGGUCAGCGCGCGGCACGCGGGGGAGGGCAUGUCCUGCCUGCACGCGUCCUGGCUGUACCAGCUGCAGCACGGCAGCCACCUGAGGCUGUGCUUCGCUUGCUUCAAGACCGCCUUUCUGGACCUGAGGGACUCGCUGGAGUCGGACAUCUGGGAGGAUGAAGACUGGGACUUUGACCUGAUGGACCUCGCCGAGGCGGAACCUCCGCAGGGGGCGUCCCCGGGGUCGAACUGGGGGCAGGGCCAGGGGCAGCCUGCGCAGGGGCCGUCUGCGGCGUGGGGGUCGGGCAGCCUGGCGUCGGCCCCUGAGGAGUCAGAAGAGGUGGAGCUGGACUACCACUUUGUGCCCACCGAGCUGGAGCCUCAGGAUGCGACCCCCCUGGGCCUGGGUCCUGAGGAUGCUGACUGGACCCAGGGCCUUCCCUGGAGAUUCGGGGGCCUCCCUACCUGCUUGCACUGGCCAUCGCCCCCUCUUCUGUGGCAGAGAUUUCUCAGCCUGGACCUGCACCCCGGGGAGCCCAUGGUGUUGGAGCUGGGCACCACCCGGGCCGUGGACCCCGCUGAGGCCAAGGCCUGGUUAGGGGACCUGCAAGUGGUGUCCAUGGUGGGCUGCCACGAUGCCGUCUACUUCCGGAAGAUGACGCCGGCGUGGGCCAUGCAGGCCUCGGAGGGGUGCUGGGAGCUGCUGCUGGAGCCGGGCGAGGUGUGGGCGGUGAGGCUCCAAGAUGCAGCCCCCGGGCAGGACUUGCACAGGUGGAAGCUGAGCAUUCUGGAAUCCUGUUCUCCAGGGCAGAGUGAAGAGCUGGUCCCUGCAGACGCAGCCCUGCUUAAGAGGGGGUUCACGAUCCUCUCUUACUCACCCUGGACCAAAAGGGAGGUCCGGGAGGGGGAGCCAGCAUCUGGGUCUCUGUCCUCCACCCAAGGAAGGGAUCCCAGCACCGCUGAGACCCGGAGCAGUGGGUCCAGAGGGCCUGGGGAGAGCCUCGGGCCUGGGGGAGCUGCCCUAUUUCCAGCGUCUCAGCCCAGGGCCCCAGGACUGAGGGACUGAGGCCCAAGCGUUCACAUUGUUCUGGCGGCCCCCAGACGCCUGAGACUGGGAAGGACUGGCAGCUGCCCCUUCAUGAUGGCCAGGGGAGCAUUUUGGCAAAGGAUGGGGACUUGUGGGUGUGGAGGAAGAAUGGGGAGUGUCCUGGGGACUGAGAAGUGGGACCUGUGGCGGCCUCAGGGGAGGCACCCAAAUGCCUGUAACUGGGAGAGAAGUGCUUCUGUGUCAGAUGUCACAGAGUUAGGAAUGUGACGCUCUCCAGGAGGUGCCUCGUGAGUGGUUGCUGUGCAGCGUGUGAAGUGGCAACAGGACACGGACCUGUGCAGCGGCCUGCCCUGUCCGUGGGGAGGGACGUCUCAAGUGUGACACUGAGUCCCUGGAUCACCCCAGAGUCUGGCGGCCACGGGGAAAUGUGCUUGCCUUUGCCUGGAUGGUCUCUGCGGCUCCCCAGGACCCUGUCAGUGGGGACCGUGGUCUGCGGUGGGGUUCUAUGCAGUUUGUUCAGUUCGUGUUUCUUUGUAUGUUACUUAGUUAAAUGAAGCUAUAAGAAUUUUGCAUUAAGCCCCUGUGCUAGUCAUCCCUCAGCUCGUCCUAGUUGAUUGGCCUUGUCAUCUCAGUGUGCAGGUUUAGCCACCUGACAGAUUUCAAUUCCUUGUGAGCAGGGGAAAGAAGGUGGGAGUAGCACAGGACAGUGACUGUUC